This is a messenger RNA of Schizosaccharomyces japonicus yFS275, 4264 nucleotides long. RefSeq names its product ribosomal export complex protein Arx1. Bases 68 to 1312 code for a protein of 414 amino acids. The transcript has 2 exons. Lineage: Eukaryota; Fungi; Ascomycota; Schizosaccharomycetes; Schizosaccharomycetales; Schizosaccharomycetaceae. Gene Ontology annotation, cellular component: cytoplasm; nucleus. The record is from RefSeq and is a predicted model, not a curated record.
CAUUUCAAGCGAAACUUUGCUGGACCGCUGGAAAAGACUUGCCUAUUCCCAACUACAUUUCGCUAGGAUGGAUGUUGAUUAUGCUGCCAACGAUGACAAUGCAUUGACAGAUUUGACUCUUUCGAAGUAUCGUCUUGCGGGAUCCUUCGUCAGCAAGGCCCUUCAGAAAAUUGUGCCGAUGUGUGUAGUUGGUGCAUCAACAAAAGCGAUUUGUGAAGCAGGAGAUGAGUUUCUAACCGAAUGCGCAGCUACGGUGUACAAAUCGUCAAAAUACGAAAAGGGAAUUGCAGAACCUACAUCUAUUUCCGUCAAUAACUGUGCUCGUGGAUAUUCUCCUGCCGUUAAUGCUGAGGUUGACGACAGUUAUGUUUUGCAAAUUGGCGAUGUCGUGAAAAUUGCUAUGGCUUUUCACAUUGAUGGCUAUACUGCGUCUCUCGCACAUACCAUCGUCAUUACACCCCAACCUACACCUGGUAUGGGACCCUAUAUUGGUCCCGGAGCCGACGCUAUUUGUGCUGCUCACUUUGCUGCUGACGGUGUUACCAAAUUAUUGGGUUCGGCAAACGCAGCCAACCCUAUUACCCCGAGUCGUAUUCGCGCUAUCGUUGAAGAGGCUGCAGCUCAGUUCCACGUUCACGUUUGCCCCGGCUCUCGCGUUCGUCGCAUUAAAAGAUUUCUUGUUGGCCAAACUAACGUGGAAGACUAUGUUGCUGAUGGUGCAGACUUGAAACACUCUGUUGAAUGGCCUAAGCCCGAGGAAGAGGAGUUGAAGGAAAAACAACAGGCCGCGAAGGGUGACGAUGAUCUUGCUGGACUUGAGAACACUGAUGAGUGGUCAGUAAUGCCUCAAGAAGCUUGGUUAAUUGACAUUUCCAUGUCAUCGAAGCCUAUCAACAGACUGAAGGAGCACCCCGACUUGAAACCCACCGUAUUUGUUCACGAUGUUAAUGUUUCCUACAUGCUCAAGUUGAAGACUGCUCGUGCUCUCCUGGCUGAAAUUCAAGCCACGAAGUCUGUGUAUCCUUUCCACACACGUACCUUGACGACAGAGGGCAGUCAUCUUGGUAUCCGUGAACUUGUCAACCGUCACAUCCUUGUUCCUCAUCCUGUUUUGGUUGCAUCCCCUUCAACCAUCAUUGCUCGUGAGGAGACUACGGUUCUGGUUCAACCCAACAUGAGCACUGAUAUUCUACGCUUGGCAGUUCCUACUGCUCCAAGUUACGUGAAAAGUGAGUUCUCCUUGGAACCCGGCAGUGACAUUGAGGUGUUCUGCAAUGGUGUUCGAGAGACCAUAAAAAAUGUCAGUUUUUAAUUGACUCGGGAAAAGGGCUUAUAAAGAGGUUCAAUUUUUUUGGGAUUUUGUUAUUUUUGCUGUGUAUGGUUUCAUUUCGUUUAUUUUAUUCAAUUUUGUUUGGAUGUCCAUCUUUUUUUUUAAACUGCAAAUAUGGGCCGACAGUACAAGAAUGAUUAAGUUGUGCUUGUAUUCACUCAUUAUAUGAAACAUGCUUUCAUAAUAAGGUACAUCCAUAAAGAUAAAACCCAGUAGGGCACGAUUUGCUCCUACCAAGAACCUACUUCAAUGCCUCAGGGUGGGCCUUGAUGUAGUCAAUGAGUUGUUUGAUGCUAAUGAUCUUGAUCCCCCACUGCUUGGAGAACUUGACGCAUUCCUCUGUGCGAGCCAUGAGACCGUCGUCCUCUCGAACGAUUUCGCAAAUUGCGGCGACAGGCUCUAGACCCGCAAGUCGACAGAGAUCAACAGAGGCCUCUGUGUGACCGUCACGAGCCAAAACACCUCCAGUACGAGCACGCAGAGGCACAACGUGUCCAGGCUUGUUGAAGGCUGAGGGCGAUGUCACAGAUGGAUUAGCCAACUGACGAGUUGUCAAGGCACGAUCAUGGGCAGAAAUACCGGUGGUGGUUCCAUCUGCAUAAUCGCACGUUACUGCGUAAGCAGUGCGCAUGCGUUCUUCAUUUUGUUUGCACAUCAUGGGGAUACCAAGCUGAUCCAAACGUUCCCCUGUCAUGGGCACACAGACAUAGCCGCUAAAGGAAAAGGGCGUUAGCUUCGGUCAUAUAAAGUGAUAUUGCCAACAUUUUCAGUGGAAUAACUCAUGCUUGCACUUUUCUUCGUACCUUGAAUGUUUGACCAAGAAUGCCAUUUUCUCUGUGGUCACAGCGGAUGCUGCAAUAAUGAGGUCUCCCUCGUUUUCACGAGACUCAUCGUCCAUGACGAUCAAAAACUUUCCGUUUUCUGUUGUGUGAGCACAUUAAAAUAGCCGUGAGUUUGUUACAGGAACAUGAUAUCGCUGGUAUGAAGAAAGUGUAACAUGUAAUCUUUAUUGCACUUAUUCAAAUACCAGUUAUUACUCCUCAUGGAACAACGAAACAAAUGACGUACUGAAGUCUUCAAUUGCGCUUUCAAUAGAAUCAAACAUAUUUCGUUACUUGUGAAGGGAAAAAUUGUCGGACCAAGUUUUUACUUAUAGCUGAGCUGAGUAAGCCGCUGGUCGUGCAGUCUUUUGCUGAUGAAACCACCUUAUGGUGUAUGUGUUGAGGUGAUUCGCCAGUACAUAUUCCACCAAAAGGUCAUCUGCGAUUUUAUCAACUUGUGGUGUUGGGUCUUCCGUGUGGCAGGAGAGGUGAGCGAUAGUAGUUAGAGGAAUAUGAAGAAAGUAAGCAGUAGAGCGAGGUAGCUUCCGUAAUCAAAAAUAUUGCGAACCCAUUUAUGCGUACCUCAUUCUCACAAGAGGAUAUGUUUUUUUUAGUUUUUAUGUGCUCUUUAGUCGGAAUUCCAACCUAUCUACCGCUUGUUCCUAACACCGGAUUUUGCUAGACUGAAAUAACAAACUUUAGAUAUACAUUAGAGAAACCGUCUAACCAAGCUCCGUUGCAACCAGGAGUAAUUAACAGUGAUUGAUUAAAGCCUCUCAAAGCUGCGGCAGGCCGAUCGCAGUACAAAAACACCCAGUUUCAGUUGACGACAAGAUGCUUUCUGUGCCAGUAUCACUUUAAGACAUCUGACCGGGCAAGAAUUCGAAACCUCGAGUUUCGAAAGUGAAUUUUUCUUCUUUCUCCAAACACAUAAAGAAGUCCAUAGAUUGAUCAAACAUCCAUUUGGUUCCAUACAGCCUGCAUUAUUUUUCAUACAGCAUGCUCUAUCGUUCGUGCACGCUGCUUAGCAUUUGCUAAGAAAGCAAAAAAAAAAACGAAAAAAUAGAAUAAGGGUAUUCAACUUUUACAACACACAAUCCCAAAAACACUACAGGCCGUUAUGCUUCAUGGUAGAAAGAGUAGUAGUCGAGGGGGUAUGAGAAGAAGAGGUAUUGACAACAUCGGAUUCUUCCGAUGCGGUUUGGGUAUUCCGUUGAUACAAAUGAUAAGUAUCGUCAAGCUCAGCAUCCUCAGAUGUCACUUUUUCAUCUUCAUUGUUGACAUUCAUCAACUCCGGUUGUACAUCGGGCUGCACAGAAUUAUCCUUCUUUAAGCUUUCAUCACUUAUUUCCUCAGGUGCACUCAACACCUCAACAUCAUGUGUGUGCUUUGGUUUGUGCUUCGCAAGAAUGGAGCUGCGUGUAUUUGUCCGCUCUUUAAACAAUUCCCUAAUCGUGUCAGCGACAACAACAGUAAACCGGGAAUCGUAAUUGCGCUGUUCCUUUUUCAAUUUGGCGACUUGGUCAUUAAGAAGAGUUGUUUUAAUCGAAGACAAGCGCUCAAGUGUGUGAUUUAACAAUGCACGAACCGUGUGUUGCUGUGUUUCACUAUCAAAAACAGCGUUAACGAAUGAGUCCUUCCACAUUUGUUCGACCUUGAUGCUUGUUUUGUUGACAAGAGCAUCAAUAGUGCCUUCCAACUCGGCAAAACAGCGAGUCAGAUCCUUACGGAAAGACGCGCUUUGAUUAUGGAUUUCCAUAAUUUGAUUGUUGACAAGAGCGUUCAAUGACUCAAGUACUACUUCAACGUCAAUCUCAUUAUCAUCACCAGACUCGAGGGUAUGGCAAUGUUGUAUGAGUUUGUUGGCUGCUUCCUUGCUUCUGUCAAAUGCAGAGAAAUAAUGUUUGUGAAGAUUUUCGAAUUUCGUUUGGAUGCCUGUCAAAAGAACAGACAGAGUCUGCUGGAGAUCAGUUUCCAAAGAAACAAAAUUAACUGUAAGGUCACCAAUAAGCUCAUUCACACGAGAGGCGGCAGGCGAGGAAGUAGUUGUGGAGUAGAUGACGGUAGACACUGUCUCAGAAUACGACAUAGAAUUAAUUGAUUUUACCGAGAG